Molecule: messenger RNA, 2951 nt
Organism: Aspergillus glaucus CBS 516.65
Lineage: Eukaryota; Fungi; Ascomycota; Eurotiomycetes; Eurotiales; Aspergillaceae
Product: M protein repeat protein
Exons: 4
Coding region: 176-2662 (828 amino acids)
Source: RefSeq, a predicted model, not a curated record
CAAGAUGCCGAGAAGCUAAUUGGAGUCUGCUAACGAAAAGUUGGGUCAACUCUCGGUCUCCGGAGAGGGUGAGUCCAACAAGGAUGACUCUGCUUCUGAUGCUCUCAAGGCCGAGCAUGCCGCUGAAGUCGAGCGCUUGACUGCAAGUCACGAGCAGGCGCUCAAGGCAUUGCAGAUGCAGCUCGAAGAAGCGGACACUAAGCGGAAGGAAUUGGAAGAAAAGUCGGUCCAGGACCUUGAUAACGCUGCGAAAUCCGCUGCUGAGCAGGGUGACGACAAGACUGCUGCUGCUUUUGAAGAACUGAAGGAGUCCCACCAGGCCCAGCUGGCGGCACUUGAGAAGGAGCUGUCUGAACAGAAGGCCUCUGCAGCCGAGUACGGGGAGGAAGUCAACACCCUCAAGCAGGAGCUCGAAACUCUCAAGGUCACUUUCCAGGAGGAGAAGGCUAUGGCUCUCGAAGGUCUGGAGCGGGAACUCAAAGGACGCGAUCAGGUCAUCGAGAAUCUGAACACGGAGAUGCAGCGAUUGGACGAUACCAAGGAACAGGAGGUGCGCACCGCUGAGGAGAACGCUAAGCAAACCGUCUCGGGUCUUGAGGAGAAGGUCGCAUCGCUCGAAGCCAAACUCAGUGAAAUUGAACCCGCAGACGCAGAAAAGAAGGUUGAUGAUGAGGCCUCGUCGCCAGAAGCUGUGGCUGAGAAGGAGAAGGAGGUUGCAGAGCUCAAGCAGGCCUUGGAGAAGCUCCAGAGUGAGCUCGAAGAGACCCGCGCAACGGCCGCUACAGAAUUGAACGAGAAACUCAAGGAGUUGGAGUCCAACCACGAAGCAGCAAUUGCCAAGCUCAAGGCCGAACACGAAGAGGCUCUGGCCUCUGCUGCUGCAUCCCACGCGCAGGAAUUGGCUGUGGCCAAGGAGGCUGUCGAAUCGUCUGACUCUACCGCCAAGUCCCAGGAGCUCCAGGAGCUUCGCGAGGCACUCGAUGCCUCCAAUGCGGCUGCGCUUAAGGGACGGGAAGAAGCUGUCAGCGAAAUCAAGACUGCGCACGAGGCGGAACUGCAAUCGCUCCAGCAGAAGCUUGAGACGUCCGAGCAAUCCUUGACCGACGCCAAGCAAUCUGCCGAAGAGGGUGCUAGCUCCGGCCAGGAGGUCGAAUCCCUCAAGGAGAAGAUCGCGGCCCUGGAGUCUCAACUGUCGACCGGCGAGGAGACUGCCCAGAGUAAGCAGCAAGAAGCAGAGGCACUGCAACAAAACCUCUCCGCUCUUGAGGAGAAGGCCAAGGCCAACGAGGAGCGGGCUGCUGCCGCGGAGAAGGCGCUCGAGGAGCACACCCAGCAAACUACUGGCGCCACUGAGGAUCACUCGCAGGCCCUGGAGGUGUUGAAGGCAGAACACACCGCGGAGCUCGAGAAGGUCCGGGCUGAGGCUUCCGAAUCUCAUGAGGGUGCCCUGCGUGAUAUUCAGUUGAAGCACAACGACCUAAUGUCCAAGCACCAGGACUUGGAAUCUAACCAUGGACAAAAGGUGGAGGCCCUCGAGGCCGAGUUGAAGACUGUCCUGGAACGCCACACGGGUGAGAUUGCCUCGCAGACCGAGCUCCGGGAGAAGGAGGCCGCGGAACUCCAGCAGCAGUUUGAAGAGACCAAGGCCAGCUUGCGCGCUGAAGUGGAGGCAGCUCAGUCAUCCAAGACUGCGGACGCCGAAGCUGAGCACAGCAAGGCCAUUGAGACGCUCCUUGGCGCUCAGGAAGAGAAGAUGUCUAAGCUCCGUGCCGAUCUCGAGUCGUCCAACCAGGUCAAGCUCGAUGAGCUCCAGAAGUCUCACGACGAUGUGUUGGCUGAGAUUAAGGGUCAGCUGGCUGAGGCUCAGUCCGCAGCCCAGGACACCUCUGUGCUUGACGGUCUCAAGUCCACGAUUGCGGACCUCGAGCACAAGCUGGCUGAGGUUGAGGCGAAGUCAAACGCUGCCGGUGAUGAAUUGGCCACCAAGCACAGUGCUGAGAAGGCUGAGUUGGAGCAGAAGGCCCAGACUGCCAACGCGCAAGUGGAAGAGCUCCAGAAGUCUCUCGGUGCAUCCGACAGUGCCAGGGCUGAGAUCGAUAACGUCCUGAACCAGCUUGCGGCCUCGCAAGAGGAACUGACCCAACUGAAGACUAAGAGCGAGGCUGCCAGCAACGAGCUUGAACAGUCCAAGACGCAAACCCGGAACUUCGAGGAGAAGCUCGCCCAGGGCGAGAAGGACCUGAACGACCAGAUCGACAAGAACAUGUCGCUGCUGAACCAGCUGGGUGAAGUCGACUCGGCAAUCGCAGCCAGCCGCAAGCGUGUUCGCGAGUUGGAAGCCGAGGUGGCCGGACUGAAGAGUGGUGCCAAGGGCCUCGAAAGCAGUCGAUGGGCGCCAGAGAACAAGGAGGACGCUGGUCCAGCCGCAACGGAAGGUGAGGACCUCGGUUCAUCUAUUGAGGGAACGAUGGCCAGCCUUCAGGAACAACUUAAGUUUAUUCGAACGACCAACGAUGACUGGUGCGAUGAACACAGACGACUCGUCACCGACCUCGUGCACUUAUCCGAGAAAGUCACCGGCGAGAACAGCCACCCGUCGACCCCCCGUCCUGAGCUGAUGUUGCGAAGCGGAAGUGAGCGAUCUGGGGAGACAUCGUCGUAACCGGUCAUGUUGGAGGAGAUGGUGAACGGUGAAUGGUGAAUGUUUUGGGAUGGUUUAAAUAAUAAUUUCCUUUGUAUCAAUUAGACUUGUAUGUGUGUACAUGUAAUAUCGAGAUGAUGCUCAGCCAUGCUUCCACUCUUUGGAUUCAGGGUUACCCCUGGUGUUCUGGAUUGUAAAUACUCGGAUACCUUUCCUAAUCUCGGGUUUCAGAUUUGCAACAUAUCCUGUAUAUCACGCUUCUACGGACAAACGGGAGUGCAUCCCGACCUAAAAAUACACCAGUGUCGAC